AUGGAUCGAAGUUGGAUGAACGCAUCACGUAUAACUGAAGAGUAUGAGAAUGGUGUUGAAGAGUUUUUGCUGUUUGCUCAAAGUAAAGCGCAACCUAUGUGGGGAAAAUUUUUUUGUCCAUGUGUGAAGUGUGGAAAUGGGAGGCGCCAAACAAUUGAUGACAUAAGAACUCAUCUUAUUUGUGAGGGAAUAAUUCGUAGCUACACAAAAUGGAUAUGGCAUGGGGAAUCCCUCGAUACAGCUGACAUGUCACAGGCUGACGAUGUUACUACAGACAGCGGAAAUCCUAUAGAAGAAAUGAUUCGCGAUCUUGGGCAAGAGGGGUUUGAAGAGGCACAUGCAGCGUUGUAUGACAACAUAGAAGUUGAUUCAAAAAUGCCUUUGUAUUCCGGCUGCAUAUCUUUCACAAAAUUGUCAGCUGUGUUAGCUCUGGUUAACUUGAAGGCUCGAUUUGGGUGGAGUGACAAGAGUUUUAGUGAGUUGCUGAUGUUGUUGACAAACAUGCUUCCUGCUGAUAACGUCUUGCCAAAGAAUCACUACCAAGCAAAGAAGAUUUUAUGUCCAGUUGGGAUGCAACUGACCAACGGAGAUUCUACUGUACUAGUCUCAGACGCCAACCGCCGUCCAGCAAAGGUGUGUUGGUAUCUCCCAAUAAUACCAAGGUUUAAGCGGUUGUUUGCUAAUGGGGAAGAUGCAAAGAACCUUAUAUGGCAUGCAAAUACCAGAAAAUCAGAUGGAUUGAUGCGACAUCCUGCAGAUAGCCCGCAAUGGAAGGCAAUUGAUCGUCUGUAUCCUGAAUUUGGGGCCGAGCCUAGAAAUUUAAGGCUUGGUCUUGCAACGGACGGAAUGAACCCAUUUGGAACCUUAACUACUAACCAUAGCUCGUGGCCCGUUUUGCUGUUCAUUUAUAAUCUCCCUCUGUGGUUGUGCAUGAAGCGAAAGUAUGUUAUGCUAAGUAUGAUGAUAGCUGGUCCAAGACAACCAGGUAAUGAUAUUGACGUAUAUCUAAGACCGUUAAUUGACGAUUUGCGGAAAUUGUGGGAUGAAGGGGUUGAUGUAUGGGACGCAAAUUUGCAGCAUGCUUUCAAGUUGCGUGCAAUGAAUACAAGUUUCCACCAACUUAAACAUGGAAAGAAGACUGUGUAUACUAGGCAUCGAAGAUUUCUCAAACAGUAUCAUCCGUAUCGACGAUUGAAGAAGGCAUUCGAUGGAAGUCAAGAACAUGAAACCGCGCCAAAUCCAUUAACUGGCGAUGAAGUAUAUCAGCGGGUCAAGGAUGUCGUAAAUAUGUUCAGCAAGUCCCAAAAAAAACCAUCAUCCACUUCAAACAUGUGGAAAAAGAAGUCUAUUUUCUUUGAUCUUCCGUACUGGUCCGAUCAUCAUGUUAGGCAUUGUAUAGACGUCAUGCAUGUCGAGAAAAAUGUUUGUGAUUCUUUAAUUGGGACCCUCCUAAACAUUAAAGGCAAGACAAAGGAUGGUUUCAAGUGUCGUCAAGACUUGGUUGACAUGGGUAUAUGUCAGGUGUUGCAUCCUAUCUCAAAAGGUAACAGGACAUAUCUGCCCCCAGCCUGUUACACAAUGUCAACAGCUGAAAAGAGAAGUUUUUGUGAAUGCUUGCGUAAUAUCAAAGUCCCACAAGGCUACUCUUCAAACAUCAAGAGUCAUGUGUCUGUGAAUGAGCUUAAGUUGGUUGGCUUGAAAUCACAUGAUUGUCAUGUGUUAAUGCAACAACUUUUGCCUGUUGCAAUCCGCGGAACAUUGCCUGAGAAGGUCCGUGUUGCAAUCAGCCGCUUGUGUUUCAUUUUUAAUGCUAUAUGUGCCAAGGUCAUUGACCCUAAACAGUUGGAUGCUUUGGAAGAUGAGGUUGUCGUUGUCCUUUGUCAAAUGGAGAUGUUUUUCCCUCCUUCAUUUUUUGACAUUAUGGUACACUUAGUUGUUCAUCUGGUAAGGGAGAUAAGGUGUUGUGGUCCUACGUAUUUUAGAUGGAUGUAUCCAGUUGAGCGGUACAUGAAGGUCUUAAAGGGUUAUACGAAGAAUCGACAUCGACCAGAGGCCUCAAUAGUGGAAAGAUACGUUGCUGAAGAAUGCAUUGAGUUUGCCUCACAGUACAUUGACUCAUUGAAACCUGUCGGUGUUCCUGCAUCCCGGCAUGACCAGCCAAUAGCCGGCAAGGGUACUCGUGGAUACAAUGUUGUGACAAUGACUAGGCAUGACGUGUCACAAGCACAUUUGUAUAUAUUAAACAACACAAUAGAGGUGUUUCCGUACAUAGAGGCUCACAAAAAACAUGUUAGAGAUAGUCACCCCAAAAUGAACAUGAUGAGGGUAUUGCAAGAGCACAACAAAACUUUCAUAAAUUGGUUUAGACAAACAAUACUUGCUGAUAAAAGUGUUUCCAGACGACUGACAUUGUUAGCCAUUGGCCCAAAUUUGAAUGUCCCUACAUGGAAGGGGUAUGACAUUAACAAUUAUUCAUUCUACACAAAGUCCCAAGAUGAGAAAAGUUCGGUACAAAACAGUGGGGUCUGUGUUGAUGCUGAUUCGGAGCACUUUUCCAGUACAUCGGAUAACAACCCCAUUCGAGCAUCCAUGUCUUACUUUGGUGUCAUUCAAGAAAUUUGGGAGGUUGAUUAUACAUCAUUUAGAGUGCCUGUUUUUAAGUGUCAGUGGGUGAACGGGACAACAGGUGUGUUUCAAGAUCCAUUGGGAUUUACUUUGGUAGACCUUAGUAAGGUGGCAUAUAUAGACGAACCUUUCAUUAUGGUAGCACAAGCCAGACAAGUUUUCUAUGUACAAGAUCCAUGUAAUUCAAGUUUGUCUGUGGCUCUGCAAGGAAGACCAAGUGGAAUGAAUUACCAUAAUGAUGAGUCAACCCUUGACAUUGGUCAAAUGUCUGGUUUUUCAAAACAAUUGCCUUCAAUGAAUGAAGCUGAUGAAGUGGAUGAUGGACAUGCAAAUCGUGUAGAUCAUGAUGAAGGUCUAUGGGAAAACAUCCCUACAGGCUGA
Molecule: messenger RNA, 3006 nt
Organism: Glycine soja
Lineage: Eukaryota; Viridiplantae; Streptophyta; Magnoliopsida; Fabales; Fabaceae
Exons: 3
Coding region: 1-3006 (1001 amino acids)
Source: RefSeq, a predicted model, not a curated record